CUGACCAGUACAGACGUGUUAGUAAUUUUACAAUCCACGUGUCAAUAUGGACUGGACGAACGAAACUGUGAUGCGAUUCCUAGAACUAUAUCAAACGCAUCCUUGUAUCUGGGACCCUAAACAUCGCUCGCAUAGAAACAAAACACGUCUGAGCGACGCUUGGGACGAUAUUAAAAACAAGUUGGGUGAACCGUGCACCGUUCAAGAGCUAAAGAAGAAGAAAGAGUCAUUGAUGGCAGCGUACAGAGGUUACAGAACGAAGAUCAAGAAAUCGGAAUCAUCUGAAAUGAAGUCUGAAGUGUACCGACCGACGUGGUUCGCGUAUUCGUUGAUGGACAGUUUUCUGGGAACCGUUUAUAAAUGCACUAUACCAAAUAACACUGAGGACAAGCAACAUCUCCAGAGUCAAGAUGAUAGCGACGAGUUGAAUAUUAUCGUCGAAUCUGAUGAAUCGAGCCUAGAACAGAAAUAUUCAUCACAGGCGUCAUUCCAACAUGAUUCUACUAAUCAAGAAUCUAUAUCCUCACAGCUGAAAUCAAACCUGGUGACAUCCAGGAAGAGGCAGUAUAACCCUGAGCCGCAGAAUAAACAAACAGAUCAGGCCAUCCCACAAACUGUGCCCCAGCACAACAAUGAAGAAGACGAUGAAUGCAGUAUUUUCAGUAAACUGAUAGCGAAGAAAAUGCGAAAGCUCUCCGAAGAAAGAAGGGAUUUAAUGAUGAUUAAGAUAAAUCAGUUAUUUUAUUCUGAAUGCCAUGAACACCAUAGACCGAGUUCUUUACCGAUGGUAUCUUUCCCUAUGGGUAACAAAACGUCAUUUUUAACCAGAAUGUAAAAACGUGAUAGCAGCAACUUAUAGUAGCUUUUUGACGAAUCUGAGAUGCCAGGGUCCUUUAUGCUGGUCUUCUAUAGAUGAUAUGGACGUUCUUCAUUCUCAAGAAAGACUAUCCAGAAGUGCGCGACGUAUUAUACGAUAUAUGUGUACCUAACCAGCUAUUACUGGGUGGUACCUAACCAGCUUGCACACAUCUGGUGUGUUGCCGCUCUCAUAAUCCGUGGGACCAACAGCUUUACUUGCAUCUCAAGGUCAAUAGCUAUAACAAACGUGAAAAGAUUCUGAGGCAAAAUGACAGCCUUUUCCGUUUAACAAGAAGUAUUGGAGUUUAUUUCACUACGCUGCUCCAAUGUUGGCGGUUGAGUAUGUGGCAGAUUUCAUCCGACACAUGCAGACGUUUCACUUCAGCCGAGAUGAAUUAUUAACAAUUUAAGCACAUGAAACUUCAGGCGCCUGGGUUUCACGACUGGAUCGUUUCGGCUUAUUGAGAACAGAUACAACCUCAUGAUAAAAUUAACCAGCGAAGUGAAGUAUGAAACUAUAACUAUACACAUAGUGACAUAAUGACUGAAAUUAAUUGACAAAUUUACGUUUGGUGAAGAGUGCUCAUGUACAGACAGCAAAAAAAUGUGUUAA
This is a messenger RNA of Nymphalis io (European peacock), 1471 nucleotides long. RefSeq lists its product as uncharacterized. NCBI's taxonomy places the organism in Eukaryota, Metazoa, Arthropoda, Insecta, Lepidoptera, Nymphalidae. The transcript is spliced from 2 exons. Bases 47 to 835 code for a protein of 262 amino acids. The record is from RefSeq and is a predicted model, not a curated record.